CGCUUCAUUCUUAAAUCCCCUGCUGCUGCUGCUGCUGUUGUUGUUGUUGUUGCUGGUGCAGCUGCGUGGCGGCCAUGCGCUAAGGCCAUGAUGGUGGAGCCCCUGGGCGAGAUGGAGUGCGGCGCCUUGCACCGCCUCCUCCUGCACUCUUCUUCGGGGUCCAAGUGCCUCCUGCUGCUGGACUGCCGCCCCUUCCUGGCUCACAGCGCGGGCUUCAUCCGCGGGGCGCUCAACGUGCGCUGCAACACCAUCGUGCGGAGGAGGGCCAAGGGCGCCGUCAGCCUGGAGCAGAUCCUGCCGGCCGAGGAGGAGGCCCGCGCGGGGCUGCGCGAGGGCCUCUACGCCGCCGUGGUGCUCUACGACGAGCGCUGCCCGCGCGCCCAGGCCCUGCGCGAGGACAGCACCCUGGCCCUGGUCCUGCGCGCGCUCACCAGGGACGCCCAGCGCGCCCGACUCGCCCUCCUCAAAGGUGGCUAUGAGAGAUUCCAUGCAGAAUAUCCAGAAUUCUGUAUAAAGAUGAAAUCGCCUGCCGCUUUUUCCUUGCCAGCCGCCAUUGAACGUCUUGAGCAUAGCUGCAGUUCCUGUGGGACACCGCAGUACGAUCAGGGUGGCCCAGUGGAAAUCCUUCCUUUCCUCUUCCUGGGUAGUGCUCAUCAUGCCGCUAGGAGGGACAUGCUGGAUGCAUUGGGGAUCACAGCUUUGUUGAACGUCUCAUCAGACUGCCCAAACCACUUUGAAGGACACUUUCAGUACAAGUCUAUUCCGGUGGAAGAUAACCACAAAACUGACAUCAGCUCUUGGUUCAUGGAAGCAAUUGAAUACAUAGACUCUGUGAAGAUGUGCCAAGGCCGGGUCCUUGUGCACUGCCAAGCUGGCAUCUCCCGAUCGGCCACCAUCUGCUUAGCUUACCUGAUCAUGAAGAAGCGCGUGAAGCUCGAGGAGGCCUUUGAGUUUGUCAAGCAACGCCGGAGCAUCAUCUCUCCCAACUUCAGCUUCAUGGGACAGCUUCUUCAGUUUGAGUCCCAAGUACUGGCUACUUCGUGUGCUGCUGAGGCUGCCAGCCCCUCGGGAACAUUAAGAGAGAGGGGGAAGACCACUUCCACCCCGACCUCCCAGUUUGUCUUCAGCUUCCCUGUCUCAGUGGCCAUGUGUUCGACUCCCGGCAGCCUUCCAUAUCUUCACAGCCCCAUCACCACCUCUCCCACUUGCUAGACUAGCCUCCAAGGGUUGCACCCUGGGAUGAUGACAAGGAGCAAAACCUUGCAGCCCUGUUGGCCACUAUUAAAGGCAAUAACAAAAGGACUCUGCCUACCUUGCAGCCAGACAUCAUCCAUCCAAAGACAGAGCAAUAAAGCCUGCACUACAGCUGGAAAGGAACCUUUGGGAGCUGGGGAGAUGGGAGGGUCCAGAAUGCCUCCUCCGGGCAGGAUGUCUUACCUCAUUUUUAAUAUAUGUAUAAAUAAUAUAAAAUGUUGUGAAAUUUUAAUAGUUUUUUAGAAUUAGCUGAAUGUGUCAAUCUGUCUGUCCUUUGGGGUUAGGGAAUGAAAGAUAAUUGCCUUGUUGGAACUGGAGAAAGUUGUGAAAAAUUGCCAAAGCAGCUGCAUGUCAUUAUGUUCUUCUGAGCCCCGUUGAACUGGGCGUGUGCAUGAGAGAAAGGUAGGUUGUGCGUGUGUAAAUUGGGAUGUACUCCUAUGUCUGGAACGGUUGGUUGUCAACGCGUUGCUGAUUGCAACUUGAGCUGGAUUGGGGCCACUGUUUCCCAAAGUGCCUGGUUUUUGAUUUCUUGGUGGAUUGUGUUACAGAUUCUAAACUGCCACUGUUUUUAAGCAAAUGAGAAAGAGUAAGCAAUUUUAUGGUAAAACAAUUGUCAGAUUUCAUAAAUGCAUCUGUUGAAGUUCUGAUUAAAGCCAAUCAGAUCAAAAA
Messenger RNA from Anolis sagrei ordinatus, 1923 nucleotides. It is a transcript of the gene DUSP4, whose product is annotated as dual specificity phosphatase 4. Gene Ontology annotation, cellular component: nucleus; cytoplasm. The record is from RefSeq and is a predicted model, not a curated record. Lineage: Eukaryota; Metazoa; Chordata; Lepidosauria; Squamata; Anolidae. Gene Ontology annotation, biological process: negative regulation of MAPK cascade; endoderm formation; protein dephosphorylation. Gene Ontology annotation, molecular function: MAP kinase tyrosine/serine/threonine phosphatase activity; MAP kinase tyrosine phosphatase activity; protein tyrosine/threonine phosphatase activity.